Messenger RNA from Impatiens glandulifera, 5556 nucleotides. RefSeq names its product UDP-glucose:glycoprotein glucosyltransferase. The record is from RefSeq and is a predicted model, not a curated record. Gene Ontology annotation, molecular function: UDP-glucose:glycoprotein glucosyltransferase activity. NCBI's taxonomy places the organism in Eukaryota, Viridiplantae, Streptophyta, Magnoliopsida, Ericales, Balsaminaceae. Bases 249 to 5153 code for a protein of 1634 amino acids. The transcript has 37 exons. Gene Ontology annotation, cellular component: endoplasmic reticulum.
AAAAAAAGGAAACAAGAGAGACAAAGUAUCGUACUUAGUCUGUUGUGCUGCAAUUCGGACUCAAAAGCUCGAAAGCGAGUCGUCUCCGUCAACUCCCACUCACUCUACAAAGCAUUGAUCGGCCUGAUGAUCUAUCAGAAACCUGAGAUUUUUGUAAUUCAAGUUUGAGUUGACGGAGUUUUAGCCAAUGGUUAUUAUUACCUGAUCAAUCAGGGAAAUUCAUACACUAAUCAUUUUUGUUUUCUGUAAUGGAAACCCACUUCAGAUCUGUGUUUCCUGGACUGAUCAUUGUUCUCACUGUUCUUCUCUUUGUUUUUGGGAAUUCGGCAAAUGGGGAAGUUAGCCGCCCGAAGAAUGUUCAGGUAGCUCUCCGGGCUAGAUGGAGUGGAACUCCAAUUCUAAUUGAAGCUGGGGAAUUGUUGUCCAAACAAAGAAAAGACCUAUACUGGGAAUUUAUUGAUCUUUGGCUUGGUAGUGAACAAGGAAAUGAUGCUUCCAAUACAGCCAAAGAUUGCUUCAAGGAAAUUUUGAAGCAUGGGCAAUCUCUUAUGAGUCAGUCUCUAGGAUCUGUUUUCGAAUUUUCUCUUGCUUUACGAUCAGCAUCUCCAAGAGUAGUUCUUUAUCGGCAAUUGGCAGAAGAGUCCCUUUCUUCUUUCCCUGUGGUAGCUGAUAUUGAUACAAGCUCUUUGGGAGGACUUACUGAAUCAAACGAUGGCUUGAAAGACAAGAAGUCUGAGCCAUUGCUUGUGGGUUUGAACCCGAGAAGUCCUGGUAAUAAAUGUUGCUGGGUAGAUACCGGUGAUAAACUUUUUUUUGAUGUUCUUGAGAUGGAGCAGUGGUUUCAGAAUCCUUCUGAAUCUGGAAACUCAUUCCAGCAGCCAGAGUUUUAUGACUUUGAUCAUGUUCAUUACUAUUCAAGUAGUGGAAGUCCUGCUGCAAUUCUCUAUGGAGCUCUUGGGACAGAAUGCUUCAAGAAAUUUCAUGUCGCUCUGGUAGCAGCAGCUAAAGUGGGGAAGAUAAGAUAUGUUCAUAGACCUGUAUUGCCUUCUGGUUGUGAGUUAAAAACUGGUAAUUGUGGAGCUGUUGGCACAAAAGAUCCGGUAAACUUAGGUGGUUAUGGUGUUGAGCUGGCUCUGAAGAACAUGGAAUACAAGGCCAUGGAUGACAGUGCAAUAAAGAAAGGUGUUACCCUUGAAGACCCUCAUACUGAAGAUCUCAGCCAAGAAGUUAGAGGAUUCAUCUUCUCCCGAAUUCUUGAACGCAAGCCCGAACUAACAUCUGAGAUAAUGACUUUUAGAGAUUAUCUUUUGUCAUCAACCAUAUCGGAUACACUGGAUAUAUGGGAAUUGAAGGAUUUAGGUCAUCAAGCAGCUCAGAGAAUAGUCCAUGCUUCUGACCCAUUGCAGUCCAUGCAGGAAAUAAACCAAAAUUUCCCUAGUGUUGUCUCCUCCAUUUCUCGAAUGAAGCUGAAUGAAUCUGUUAAAGAUGAAAUACUAGCAAACCAGCGAAUGAUUCCUCCCGGCAAGUCUAUAAUGGCUGUGAAUGGCGCCUUAAUCAAUAUUGAAGAUGUGGACCUAUAUCUAUUGGUUGACAUGAUUCAUCAAGAGUUGUCAUUGGCUGAUCAAUAUUCAAAGCUGAAGAUUUCUCCAAGUACCAUACGAGGACUUCUUUCAAGUCAACCUCCACCAGAUUCGAAUACAUACCGUAUUGAUUUCCGGUCGGACCACCUUCAUUACCUUAAUAAUUUGGAAGUGGAUUCCAUGUACGACCGGUGGCGGAGCAAUUUAAACGAGAUUUUGAUGCCCGUCUUUCCUGGACAACUCCGUUAUAUCCGUAAGAACUUGUUUCAUGCAGUUUUUGUCUUGGACCCUACUCCUUUAUGUGGACUUGAGUCGGUUGAUAUGAUCCUUUCAUUGUAUGAGAACAAUCUUCCUAUGAGAUUUGGGGUGAUUUUAUAUUCCACAAAAGUCGUCGAUAUGAUUGAAGCGAACGGUGGAGAACUGAAAGAUGACAUUCAGAUUGAAGAAGAUAUGUCUAGUUUGGUUAUCCGUCUUUUUCUUUAUAUCAAGGAAAAAUAUGGAGCUCACAUGGCCUUCCAGUUCUUGAGCAAUUUGAAUAGGUUAAGGCUUGAGGCAGACGAUAUUGCAGAGGAUACUCUUGAGCCACACCUUAUAGAUGCAGCAUUUGUAGACACAAUAUUACCAAAGGCAAAAUCUCCUCCACAAGAUACUUUAUUGAAGCUACAAAAAGAGCAAGAAUUCAGACAACUGUCUCAUGAAAGCUCUAUGUUUGUCUUCAAGCUGGGAUUAGCUAAGCAUAAGUGCUGUCUCCUAAUGAAUGGACUGCUUCAUGAUGUUAACGAGGAAGCUCUUCUGAGCGCCAUGAACGAAGAGUUGCCCAGAAUACAGGAACAAGUUUAUUAUGGACAAAUCGGUUCCCAUACGGAUGUGCUCAACAAAUUUCUAUCAGAAAGUGGUAUUAAGCGCUACAACCCACAGAUUAUGGCAGAUGGCAAGGUCAAACCAACAUUUGUUUCUCUCUCUGCAGCAGCCCUUGGAAAGGAAUCUGUGCUAAAUGGUGUCAGCUAUUUGCACUCACCUGAAACUGCAGAUGACAUAAAGCCAGUGACUCAUCAUCUUGCUGUUGAGGUCACGUCAAUAAAAGGAGUGAAGUUUCUUCGUGAAGGAAUACAGUACUUGAAGGAGGGUACAAAAAUUGGUCGGCUCGGUGUUCUAUUUACUGCCAAGCUGGAUGCUGAUUUGCUUAGUCUUCUUUUUGUAAAGGCUUUUCAAACCACAGCAUCAGCAUACAGUAAUAAACCCGGGGUUUUGACUUUCUUGGAUCAGCUUUGCUCAUUGUAUGAGAUCGAAUUCAUGCAUCAAUCUUCUGUAGUUGCUGAAAGCAAACAGGGAUUUGUUGAUAAAGUCUGUGAUAUAGCUGAUGCUAAUGGAUUAUCAUCUAAGGCCUAUAAAGCAGCUCUCUCUGAUCUCUCUCUUCAAGAAUUGAGAAGUCAUUUGAAUGAGGUUUCACAAUUUUUGUCCAGGCAACUUGGACUUGAUUCUGGAGCAAAUGCAGUAAUCACAAAUGGACGGGUUGUGUCUCUUGCCAACAACAGUAUGCUUUUGAGUCCUGAUCUACAGCUUCUCGAAUCUGUGGAGUUUAAGCAGAGAAUAAAACAUGUCAUGGAAAUCAUUGAAGAAGCCAAGUGGGAGGAUGUUGAUCCUGAUACCUUAACAAGUCAAUUUAUCAGUGAUAUCAUAAUGUUUGUCUCAUCUUCAAUGGCCACAAGAGAGCGAAGCUCAGAAAGUGCACGCUUUGAGGUUUUGAAUGCAAAAUACAGCGCCGUUAUUUUGCAAAAUGAGAACUCUGCAAUUCAUAUUGAUGCUGUUAUUGAUCCCCUGAGUUCUUCUGGUCAAAAGUUGUCUUCGCUUCUUCGGAUACUUUGGAAAUCCAUCCAACCAAGCAUGAGGCUUGUACUCAAUCCCAUCAGUUCCUUGUCGGACCUUCCUCUCAAGAAUUACUAUAGAUAUGUUGUACCAUCAAUGGAUGAUUUCAGCAGUACUGAUGAUACAGUGCAUGGUCCAAAAGCCUUUUUUACCAAUAUGCCUUUGCACAAAACACUCACCAUGAACCUUGAUGUACCUGAGCCAUGGCUUGUUGAACCUGUUGUGGCCAUUCAUGACCUCGAUAACAUAUUGCUUGAGAACCUGGGCGACACAAGAACUCUGCAAGCUGUGUUUGAGCUAGAAGCUUUGGUUCUUACUGGUCAUUGCUCAGAGAAAGAUCAGGAACCGCCUCGUGGACUUCAAUUGAUACUUGGAAGUAAAAUCAACCCACACAUGGUUGAUACCAUUGUAAUGGCCAAUUUGGGUUAUUGGCAAAUGAAAGUAUCUCCUGGGGUUUGGUACUUGCAGCUUGCUAAUGGUAGAAGUUCUGAGAUCUAUGCUCUGAAGGGAGAUGUUGAUGUAGGUCAAAACACUGUUUUGUCAAAACGAAUCACCAUUAAUGAUUUGAGGGGUAAGGUAGUUCAUAUGGAAGUCGUGAAGAAGAAGGGGAAGGAGCGUGAGAAAUUACUUCUUUCAUCUGAUGAUGAUAAACAUUCAGCAGAGAAGAAAAGAGGUAACAGUUGGAAUAAUAAUCUUUUGAAGUGGGCAUCUGGAUUUAUUAGUGGCAGUGAACAGUCAAUAAAGAAUGAGAAUGAAGUUCAUGGAAGGCAUGAGAAAACAAUCAAUAUUUUUUCUGUAGCCUCUGGACACUUAUAUGAACGUUUUUUGAAAAUCAUGAUUCUGACUGUCCUCAAGAACACCAAUAGACCAGUGAAAUUCUGGUUUAUAAAGAACUACCUUUCACCUCAGUUUAAGGAUGUGAUUCCACACAUGGCCAGAGAAUACGGUUUUGAGUAUGAGUUGAUUACGUACAAGUGGCCAACUUGGCUACAUAAGCAGAAAGAGAAACAAAGAAUUAUAUGGGCUUAUAAGAUCCUAUUCCUUGAUGUCAUAUUUCCUCUCUCCUUGGAAAAGGUUAUAUUUGUGGACGCAGAUCAAAUCGUCCGAACUGAUAUGGGUGAACUUUAUGAUAUGGAUAUCAAAGGGCGACCUCUUGCAUAUACUCCUUUUUGUGACAAUAACAAAGAUAUGGACGGGUAUCGAUUUUGGAAGCAGGGUUUCUGGAAGGACCAUUUGCGUGGAAGGCCAUACCAUAUAAGUGCUUUAUAUGUUGUUGAUUUGGUCAAGUUCCGAGAGACGGCUGCAGGAGAUAAUCUGAGAAUAAUUUAUGAGACGCUUAGCAAGGAUCCAAACAGUCUUUCCAAUCUAGAUCAGGAUCUUCCAAACUAUGCUCAACACACUGUCCCCAUCUUCUCUCUUCCUCAAGAAUGGUUAUGGUGUGAAUCAUGGUGUGGAAAUGCCACUAAAACUAAGGCAAAAACAAUUGAUCUCUGCAAUAAUCCCAUGACAAAGGAACCAAAGCUUCAGGGUGCUAAAAGAAUAGUCUUGGAGUGGCCAGAUCUCGAUCAGGAAGCAAGACACUUUACUAGCCAAAUCUUGGGCGAGGACAUUGAUCCUCAAUUACAGGUAAUAGGGUCUAUUAGUCAGACUCCCGAAUCAGUUAAUGACCCUUCGUCUGAAGAAUCGGAAUCAAAGGCUGAACUAUGAUCGAUGCACGAAACUAUACUAAAAUCACGGCUUUCGAGUGAAUAUAGAUUGAAGGAUCAUAUCAUUUUUAUCAGGUUUUCACCAGCUUUUGAUUUAAAACUUUUUAUGUUAAAAUGAUAGAAAGAGCCGCUCACUUAACCACAAAGGGUGUUAGGAAAUAUGCAAACCUUGUGGAAUUUUGUGUUUAUUCUAGACUGAAGAAGUCCAUAUUGAAUUUUAAAUUAACUUCUAUAAUGUAUCUGCAUCAAGAUUAGAUAAGCUUAGAAUUUCAGUUUAGUUCAUGAAUUUUGGUGCAUUAUGAUCAUCAUUAUCAUGAAAUGACUUCUUUUUCUUUUUGUUAUUUUGCACUGUUUUGUUUAUGAAAAAUAAGGGUUUAAUGGAAUGCUUUCGAUUCAGCUGUUGA